AAGGAAUUGUUUUAAAUUAAUUUUCGCAAUACAACGUGUGCUUAGGAUUUGUGUUUAAAUUAUCAAUUAAAUAGAAAUAUUUGAGCUUAUUUUUGAACCUAUGCACUUUUAGAAAUCAUAGACAAUAAGCACAUAUCAAACAAAUAUUAAUAUUGUAGUUCAAAUGAUUUAUACGUCAUAAUUUAUUCAAAACAACAGUAGCAUUUUAUACAUUUUUUUCAUAGGCAGCGAUUUUCAUACCGAUAACAGAAAUAUUUCAAGCGCAAUUAACGUAAAUCGCAAUGUCAACCGGAAAAAAAUUCAAUCCGGAGGAGGACUUUCCGGAAGUGUACAAGAUCUGCAAGCUGUUCAAGCCGACCGAUGCGGAUCUGGAGAAGAUUAUGGACUUGUUGGACCGUGAGAUUGUGAUGGGCCUGAGUCGCGACAACCACGAUCGAUCGACGGUGCCCUGUCACCUUAGCUAUGUCCAGGAUUUGCCAUCGGGCAGGGAGCGUGGUCAGUUUUUGGCCCUCGAGAUGAUGCCCACCAACUGCCGGAUAAUGCUGGUGAGGUUCAGCAGCGAAAGGGAUAUCUACACCAGUUCCAAGUGCGUGAUAAUGCCGCAUACUGUGGCGGCGGGUCGAGGUACCGAGGUAUUCAACUUCCUGGCCGCCACAAUUGCCAAUUUCGUGAAGGAGAAAAAAGUGGAGAAGGACAAUCUGCCGAUGGGCAUAGCCUUUGCAUUUAGCCUCAACAAACUGGCCUUGGAUGUGGGUAUUUUGGUUUCAUGGACCAAGGAGUUUGGCGCACAGGGAGCCAUUGGCAAGGACGUGGUCCAAUUGCUGCGCGAUGCUCUGGCCAAGUUUCCCGAAAUAUCCGUCGAAGUGAUGGGCAUUAUCAACGUGGGUGCUGGAUCCCUAUUGGCCCUGUGUUGGGCCCAACCCGAUACCCGAAUGGGCUUGAUCAUGGGCAGCAUUGCCAAUUCGUGUUACGUGGAAAAAGUCGAGAGGUGCCAAUUGUACGAGGGUGAGGAGGGCAGAAGGCUAAUGAUCAUCAAUUCGGAUUGGGCCCAUUUCGGGGACAAUGGAACGCUGGACUUUAUACGUAACGAAUUCGAUCGCCAGUUGGACAACGAGUCCAUAAUUCCGGGACAGCGGAUCUACGAGAAGUUCAGCGGUGCCCUCUGCAUGGGGGAAUUGAUUCGCAUUAUAGUGCUACGACUGAUGACCAUGGGUGCCAUCUUUGCGGGAGAUAGACGUGACUAUAUUGGCAUCCAGUGGAAGUUGGACAUGGUUUCGGUGAUCGAAAUCGCCUCCGAUCCGCCGGGUGAAUACACUAAGGCGCAGGAGGUGAUGGACAAGUUCCGGAUCCGACAUUGCAAGGAGCGGGAUCUGGCUGCCCUAAAAUAUAUCUGCGAAACGGUCACCACUCGCGCUGCCAUGGUGGUUGCCAGUGGAGUGGCCUGCCUCAUUAAUCGCAUGCACUUGCCACAGAUCUCCAUCGCCGUGGAUGGCGGCAUCUAUCGCCUCCAUCCGACCUUCGCCACAGUUCUGAAUAAGUACACCCGCAUGCUGGCCGAUCCGACGUGCAAGUUCGAGUUUGUGAUCACCCAGGACAGUUGUGGAGUGGGGGCGGCCAUUAUGGCGGGAAUGGCACAUGCCAACAAGUACAAAACCGACUCCAAGAUGUUCACUAUGGACUACUAGGACUGAUCUUGUAAUAAAUUAUGUUUAAUGCAAUAAAAAUUUGGUUUUUAUUUAGUUUUAUUAAAUGAAACUAUAAAGUUCAGAAAUCUGCACAACCAACAUACGAUUUGGAUUAUUUAAACUGAAGGUUAUCUAUAACUUCAAUUAUUGAAAAUCUAUUUCGGAGUCCCUAAUGAUAAUCAUAUACAAACAACAUUGUGGCAAGCAAUAAUAUAGUUAAAUAUAAAUAAACAGAACCAGAAAGAAUGUGUAAAACUAUUUGUGUAAUAUGCUUAUC
Molecule: messenger RNA, 1962 nt
Organism: Drosophila rhopaloa
Lineage: Eukaryota; Metazoa; Arthropoda; Insecta; Diptera; Drosophilidae
Gene: Hex-t1
Product: hexokinase type 1
Exons: 1
Coding region: 282-1685 (467 amino acids)
Biological process (GO): glycolytic process; intracellular glucose homeostasis; glucose 6-phosphate metabolic process
Cellular component (GO): mitochondrion; cytosol
Molecular function (GO): fructokinase activity; mannokinase activity; glucokinase activity
Source: RefSeq, a predicted model, not a curated record